GCGGAGGGUGGGCCAGUGCCGUGACUCAGAGGCACGCAGGACACCCGAUGUGGUAGCGGGAUGAGCAGCGUGGAUCCCGCGCCCAGACCCGGAAGUUGAGAGUUGUCACAUCCGGCAGGAGGGGGCGGGCCUCCGGACCCGGAAGUGUGGGCGUAGGCUGUGGUUUCACCCGCAGCUGUGGCGGCGCGGCUGCGGCCCCGGCAGGGAGCGAUGGAGACGCUGAAAGACAAGACCCUGCAGGAGCUGGAGGAGAUGCAGAACGACCCAGAGGCCAUCGACCGGCUGGCCCAGGAGGCCCCGGAGGUCCAGGACCUGCAGCUGGAGCGGGAGAUGGCGCUGGCCACCAACCGCAGCCUGGCCGAGCGGAACCUGGAGUUCCAAGGGCCCCUGGAGAUCAGCCGCUCCAACCUCUCGGACAAGUACCAGGAGCUGCGGAAGCUCGUGGAGCGGUGCCAGGAGCAGAAGGCCAAGCUGGAGAAAUUCUCGGGGGCGCUGCAGCCGGGGGCCUUGUUAGACCUGCUGCAGAUCGAAGGCAUGAAGAUAGAAGAGGAGUCUGAGGCCAUGGCUGAGAAGUUCCUGGAGGGCGAGGUGCCCUUGGAGACGUUCCUGGAGGACUUCGCGGCCAUGCGGAGGCUGUCGCACCUGCGCCGGGUCCGCGUGGAGAAGCUCCAGGACGUGGUGAGGAAGCCCAGAGCUUCCCAGGAGCCCGCGGGCGCCGGCACCCCUCCUCUCCGCCCGCCUCCCCCAUCUCGCCCGGCCCCCCAGGCAACCCCCCCUGCGGCCGAGGAGCAGCCACCCCCGGCCCCGCAGGCGGCAGGGCUGCCCCCCUACCCGCUGCCCUACAGCCCGUCUCCCGGCUUGCCCAUGGGCCCCACCGCCCAGGGCGCGCUGCCGCCGGCGCCCUUCCCCGUCAUGUCCCAGCCCUCCUUCUCCUACAGCGGGCCCCUGGGCCCCCCUUUCCCGUCAGCCCAGCCGGGGCCCCGGGCUGCGGGGGGCUACUCUUGGUCCCCGCAGCGGAGCACACCGCCCCGGCCUGGCUAUCCCGCGCCCGCCCCUGGUGCCUCUGGGCCCGGGUACCCCUUGGCGGGCGGCCGGGCUCGCAGUCCUGGCUAUCCUCAACAGCCCUCCUACCCCUCGGCGGGAGGGAAACCCCCUUACCCCACGCAGCCCCAGUUCCCCGCCUUCCCAGGCCAGCCCCAGCCCACAGGCCCCCCUCAGCCUCCCUACCCCCAAGGGCCGGCCCCUCCCUACGGGUUCCCGCCACCUCAGGGUCCUGCCUGGCCUAGGUAUUAGGACCCUGGCCUCAGCCCUCCCCUCUCCGCCUGAGCCACACUUUGGCCCCCCCAUGCUGAGAUUUGAGGUUAGACUGGAAGUGGGGUUGGCUCCCCCCUGGACUUGGGGCCUGGCUGGGGGCCUGCAGACCCUGGAAGGACACCGAGCGGUCAGAGCGCUGCCUGGCUUCGCCUGUCCGGUGCUGCCAGCUUGGGGUCCAGCGCCCCCCCGUGGCGUCUGCAGGAGCCGCUGUGCAGCGCGACUGUGUCCUGUGCCUGCCUCCACUCUCCAAACGGUGCGGACGGCUCUGGGGCAGCUGGUCUGGGCCCCUGCUCACCCCGCCUCUGGUUUGGCGUCUUCCAUGUGGUGCCCACCCCCCGGGGUGUAGCUCUUUGUGUCUCUCGUCCAUUCGAGAAUGGCCCGCCCCACACACCAUCGUCAGAGUUGGGUUCCAGGGAGAACAGUUAGGAAAAACCCUUUUGAUUUUUAAGUCAAAAAGCCAUAAUUGGUGGGCUAGUGUCGGAGAAAACGCGUGCUGUGUGCUGAGUGACAGCAGCCGAGCCAGCGCAGCGGGAAGACGGACGGUGAAGGGGGCCCAGACCUCGCCUGCGCUGGCCGGGAAGUCCUGGGGGUGCCGUGGGCCCUCUGGCUGGACGGGAGGGAGCAGCUCUGGCCCAGGAGCUCAUGGCCUCCCUGCCACCCGCUCUCCCGGUUGACCUUUCCCAAGGCCCACCCAGCUGUCCACUCGUCAGUGCCUUGAAUCUCGUUGGAAGCAGCCCCGUCCUCACCCCUCCCUCUGGCUCCCUGGAUGGAAUGCCCCCCCCACACACACUCCCCUCCCUGACAGUGCCCCCAGGGGUGCGAGGACACCGGUGCCAUGUGGGAGUCUGCAUGUCUCGUCCUCAGAAUGUAGAGCCACACGCAGCCCCCGGCUGGCCCAGCACAUGGGGCAGCGCGCUCAGUCAUGACCACAGACCGCGGGGGUGCGCACAGCGCGGGCGUGGUGGGCCUGAGGCAGACCCGGAGCUGCUGUGUGGGGGUCCUAUGUGCCUUGAAAUGUCCACUGCCCGCACCGGUGGCCGGGGCCUCGGGGAAACGCGCCCUCCUGGUGCCUGCGCUCCAGCCCGCGGGCAGCAGGGGGCGUGGCAGAGCCCGCUCUCCCCGUGGCCUCCCAGGCUCUUGCUGCUGUUAUUUAUGAAGAGGAAUCACUAAUGGACUCCGCGGGUCUCGCGUGGACCUGGACAACGGCGACGUGUGUGUUGUCUGAACAAUUGCCAAUAAACUGAGCUCUGUGU
Molecule: messenger RNA, 2567 nt
Organism: Pipistrellus kuhlii (Kuhl's pipistrelle)
Lineage: Eukaryota; Metazoa; Chordata; Mammalia; Chiroptera; Vespertilionidae
Gene: VPS37C
Product: VPS37C subunit of ESCRT-I
Exons: 5
Coding region: 211-1293 (360 amino acids)
Biological process (GO): ubiquitin-dependent protein catabolic process via the multivesicular body sorting pathway; protein targeting to membrane; protein targeting to vacuole
Cellular component (GO): ESCRT I complex
Source: RefSeq, a predicted model, not a curated record